Bombyx mori (domestic silkworm) is the source of this 3380-nucleotide messenger RNA. RefSeq lists its product as uncharacterized. The record is from RefSeq and is a predicted model, not a curated record. The coding region runs from base 1388 to 2806 and encodes 472 amino acids. Lineage: Eukaryota; Metazoa; Arthropoda; Insecta; Lepidoptera; Bombycidae. The transcript has 2 exons.
UAAAGCGAUCGAUGACCCUAUAUUUUUAUAGUGUUAGUGUAUAGGCCCUGGAAAGGCGCUUCCGUGGACACCUCAAUUUGAUUUUUCCGAUUGAAGAAAAAGGAGAAAAUUAGCAAAAACCAACGUAAGCAAACCCACGUGGUCGAGGUUCCAGCUGUGGGAGGCACUUUCCAGGACUUCGUACGGAUAAAAGACCAAACGUAACCGACAUUGCCAAAAAACUGUGGGAGGCACUUUCCAGGACUUUGUACGGAUAAAGGACCAAACGUUACCGACAUCGCCGAAAAAAGUAGUUAAAAAUAUUAAGAACUUUGGAAGAUAAUGUUGAUUAUGUAAAAAUCGAAAAAUAUUUUUACAUGUAAAUUCGGAAAACGAACGACGACCACAUUAUUUCUUGGUGCCCCUGGAUCGACCUUCACAAGGGGCUCAUUUUUAUAUACUAUUUAGAUUUUUGCUACCAAUAUUCACGGAGUAAAUCAGGAAAAUCUGAAUCGGCACUACCACGUGGUUGCAGUUCCAGCCGGGGGAGGCACUUUUUGGGACUGGGACCAAAUAAAGGAUUGAAGUCUGCAUACAGUGCCAGAAAAAAUAGGAGAAAAUAUCCAGAAUCCUGGUAGAAAAUGCAUUUUUAUUGAUAUUAUGAAAAACAUUUUUAGUAGUAGUAAGAUUAGAUAGUUAGUAUUUAGACUUAGUCAAAUGUUAUGAUUGGACUGCAUAUAUUAUAAGCUAAAUUUUUAAAUAUUUUUGACACAGACCCCCCUUUACAGGGUCUGACAAAACAUAUUGGGCUCUGCAGUAGCAAUAUUUUAUUUAUUUAGCUGUUUCCCAUCUGAUCUGUUAUUCUGAAACAAAUUCUGACCGCAUCCCCCGCGUGAUGAUACUGCACGACAAUUGUAGGUUGUACUGACAACCAUUCAUUUUGUGUGUAGUCCGCGAGGCAUGUGGUGCUGAGUAUAAUUCUAUAGUAAAUUUUUUGCAUAUUUUGACAUUGACAAUCUUGUCAAAUCUUUUACUGACACAAAAUUGACUUUGCUGCGCAAUUAUUUUGACAUAAUAUUGUAGGACUCUGUACACCCACAAUAGGUAAUGUUAGGUUAAUUAAUAGGUUAAUUUUGUAGUCCUAGAGAAACUAUACUAACUAUUAUUUGAUGAAAAACUUUUUUAAUGAAAAAUUAUUUGAUCUGUGUAAAAUUGUCUUUCAACAUAGAAUUUUGGUUCUAGGGAUUCUUGCCGUGAUAUUGUAUUCCAAUAUCACUCAAAAAUUCCUCUUGCUGAAUCUGAAAUAGCUUACUGGAAAGUUGAUUUGACCUAAGUUGUAUAUUUUAAAGUGCCUCUAUACAGCACUGAGUUAGUUUUAAGACAACCCGCGGCUCCUCUUACUUCAGCGAUGAGUCAUCCCGAGGGUCAUGGACCAAAAACCACAGCCAGAGCUUCCACAGUCUCUCCUAAACCCAAACCGAAACAAGGCGACGCGAAAAAGUUUUCGGUGCCCCCCCAAACGAUUUCGGUUAGGAGGAGCAUCGGGGAAUGGGAGAAGGCUUCAUAUACAUGCAAAUUGGACGAAGCAACAGCAUGCGCGGGCAGAGCAAAACAACAGCUCAACGCCGCACGCAACUUGAAAGGGGAGUUAAAAAUUGAAGCCUUUAAAAUGCUGGAUAGGUUACUCGAAAUUGUGAAAAAGUUGGAAAUGCCCUCGAAAACAAAGGUAGAGAAGGAGGUCAUGAAGCAGAUGUACCGCGAAAAUAGCAAGACAGAAAUGGGCACGAGCAACCUGAAAAAUAUUAUUGAGGAGCAUAGUAAGGUUUUGGGAGAGACUGUGAAAGAAAUGGACCGACUACGCACGGUUAUUAGGAGACACGAGGAGAAAAUGGAUGACACGGCACAAAACGCCGAAAAACGAGAUGGGGGACAUAGCGGUGGAGAGUUUCUGGCGGAAAUCCGUGAGCUCAAGCGACUUACACAAGAGACCCGGGUACGGACCGACGAGGCGCAGGGGGUAAUUCCCUCGUACGCGGAGGUCCUGUCUCGGCCACCAGCCGCUAGAGUGGACAAGCCGAAGUUCUCCGUCAUCGUGGGUUCAAAAAACGUCAUCGAUACUAGUGCUGAUGUCAUAGAAAAGCUGAGAGGGGCGUUAGAUGCACGGCGCAGCGGUCUAAAGAUAGAGCGUCUCCGUAGGGUACGCGAUGCGAAGGUGGUUUUGAGCUGCGCGAGUAAAGAGGAGAUGGAAAAGUUGUCCGAGCAGCUAAAGAACGAUAAGAACCUUACUGCCGAGGUGGCUAAGAACAAAAAGCCACUCGUCGUGCUUAAAAAUCUCAUGGCGUACAAUACGGAUGACGACAUCCGAACGGCACUCGCUGAGCAAAACCGGCACCUGCUGGAGGAUCUUUCAGCCGACGAAACCGCCGUGGAGGUAAGGUACCGGAGGAGGGCGAGGAAUCAACAGGAGUGCCACGCCGUCCUCCAGGUAUCGCCCGAAUUAUGGCAAAGGCUAACGUCGGCUGGAAGAGUAUACAUUGACCUCCAGCAUGUGAGGGUGCAGGACCAGUCACCACUGGUGCAGUGCACCAGAUGCCUGGCGUACGGCCACGGCCGGAAGCAGUGCGCGGACGAUGUGGAUCUCUGCAAUUACUGUGGCGGUCCGCAUCUCAAAAGUUCGUGCACGCAACUGGCGGCCGCCCAGGCACCGAAGUGUAUUAACUGCACCAGGGCCAAGCUGACUGAAACUGCCCAUACGGCAUUUGGUGACUGCUGCCCUGUUAGGAGAAAGUGGGAUGCGCUGGCCAGGGCGGCAAUAGUCUAUGGCUAGGGCUGCUCUGGCUGGUGGCCCGCCGGACCCGAUAGUGUGGCGGUCCGAAACGUCGUUAACCCUACUCGGCUCGAACUUUUGAACCUCGGGGUUACUCACGGCUGAAAAAUAUAAAUAAAAAUAAAAAAAGAUGAGUUUUGUAAACUCCAUAGGAUGGCUGAUGACCAUAGAAUUUUGAUGUAAAAUCUAUUUAGUUAUUAAGUAAAACUCUCUGGAGCUUACAAAAUGUAUUUUCUUUUAAGAACAUCUAUGUAAAAUAACUAUACAAUAAUUAUGAAAACUGUAAAUAGUAAAUAGAAGAAGAAUAAAACCGUAAUAUAGAAGUAAUGGAAAGGAAAUAGUAAGACAUUAAUACGAUCUAAAAGAUAUACAAUAAGUAGAAUAUCAAAUAAUGAUGAAAAUAGGUUAAAAAUAUUAGCUAGAAUUAGAUAAGUAUAUAAAAGUUAGAAAAAGUUAAAAUAGGUAUAUAAUUACUGGUAUAACUGUUAUACUAGGUUAUAUGGUAUUGUAGAACUUUAUACAAAAUAAAUAAAAAAUUCCUGGUUCCGUUAUUAAUCCUACAAUAAAUAAACAA